This is a messenger RNA of Saccostrea cuccullata (small rock oyster), 625 nucleotides long. RefSeq names its product ficolin-1-like. Lineage: Eukaryota; Metazoa; Mollusca; Bivalvia; Ostreida; Ostreidae. The coding region runs from base 55 to 591 and encodes 178 amino acids. The transcript is spliced from 4 exons. The record is from RefSeq and is a predicted model, not a curated record.
GACGGUGUUUACACUAUUUACCCGGACGGUUUCGGGAUUCAAGUUUACUGCGAUAUGACGACAGAACUCGGAGGCUGGACGGUAAUUCAACACCGACGAGACAACUCAACCGAUUUCUACAGAACUUGGCAAGAGUACAAACAGGGAUUUGGUGCUCCUCAUGAUAAUCAUUGGAUAGGAAAUGAAGUAAUAUAUCAGUUAAGCAAGAGAAAGAACCAGAGACUGCGAGUCUCUCUUCAGAGUUUCCGUGGCGAGACAGCGUUUGUAGAGUACGAAACAUUUGAGGUCGGGGACGAGGCGAGUAAUUAUAUACUCACUCUGGCUGGGAAUUCUGGAACAGCUGGGGAUGCUAUGAUUCUGAGCGAUGGUAAAGGAUUCACCACGAAAGACCGCGAUAACGACAUCUAUGACGCCAAAAACUGCGCCGAAAAGCACCACGGCGCCUGGUGGUACCACAUGUGUGGCUACUCAAACCUCAAUGGGAAAUACGGCGAUCUUAAUGUGUCUGGAUUUGAGUACAAUAUCUGGUACUUCUGGAAAAAUUAUGAGCCAUUACAAAAGAGUUGGAUGAUGGUAAAAACAAAAAUGUAAAUCAUCAUCAACACGAGUCAGUCAAAAUGGAUUU